UUUGUUAUUCAAUAUAGAAAGUCUCUGGUAGGACUCUUGAACCUCAGUGCAAAGCUACAAAUCCUAGAAAUGAGCGAUGUGUGUUCCGCACGCAUCCACUCUCUUUCUGUUUCUCUUUCUUUCUCACACGACUAUGAGGAUGUACAAACCCUUUACAAACCUCACAUAAUUAGACUUUUUUUGCGCUUUCUGUGGGAUAAUGCUCGGCUAAUGUGAUGGUAACGUGGCUCAUCAACACUGGAGGGAUUUUCAGGAACUUUUUCACCUCAAAUGCUUCUGCUUAGCCACAUUUUGGCUUCGAUAGGUUUUUAAUUUGCCAACGGAUAUCCAAGAGAGGGCUUUAUCUUACAGCAUUAAUAUAUGUUUAAAAAAAGCCGUUUAUGUUUUAUUCACGCGGUAAAGUACGUUCAUUCUUACUGUCAUUCACGAGUGGUUUACUGUAAACAAGUAUACCUUAUAAAUGCUAUAUAUAUAAAUGCUAUGCUAUGCUUAUUAUUCAAGUAUAUGUGCAGAUGCUCUAAUCGUUUAAAUAUCUCGUGUAUUUAUUGUAUUAAAUGAGGUUUUGGUAUAAGGGUGUGAACUGUCCGGUCCCAGUCCGCUCACUGUACACAACCCUUCAGGGUUUUGCCAAUUAAAUAGUCACUGGCGAUACAUUUUGACCUCUAUUAUAAGUCUUUGUUAGUAUGUGUGGAGCAUUUAAACCUUUAGGUAUAUUUUCCAUGUCGCUGUUGUGGCGGUCGAAGUGAGAUUUACGACCCCCCAAUCCACCAUUCGCGUUUCCACUCACCGUUCGUGAACUUUCGUUUUUGUCUGUUUGUGGUCUUUAUAGGUCAAUACUAGGAAGGAAAGUGUCACAGUUGUCUUGGGAUGCGGAAGGGAGAGGUGUAGGGUUGAGAGUAAACAUGUUUAAGGGUUUAAAGUGAGUGGGUCAGUCAACAUGUCAUCUACGGAGGGUGAUUUCUCCUGGAUGGGUGACUGGCAGUGGCUCUGCAUGGUCACACUCUUUCUGGCCUCAGUUGUCACUUUGAUUAUAUACUUGGUGCAGUAUUUUUCCAAUGUACCUGCUGGGAAAACACCUCUAAGUCAUGUGGAUUCCGAGGAAGCUGAUGGGAUUUUAAGUUGGGUGCUGACCUUGAAAAGCUGGAAAACUCAGUGGAGAAGCGCUUGGUUUAGGAACCUCAAUGAGGAAGCUAGGAGAUCACAGAGUGGGAUUCAGCUGACCUUUGAAGAGGAUGGUUUCCAGUCAUCUGAACUGGCCGUGGGCCAAAUUUCAAGCUUUACAAAAACACCAGGUCAAAAGAAUGUCUUGUGUCAGGUGGUUGGAAACAAGCUGCAGUUUUCUAUCAGUGCUUUACCAAGCUCAGCAUCUUCUGAACCUCCCCUGAGAUACAGUGUGAAAAUAUCCCCACUUCAUCUGCAGCUGGCUCUGCAGAUGAAAGAAGUGAAUAGGGAAGUGGAGAUUUCCUGGGGGGUGCUUAACGUGGACUCUGUAGAAUUGCAGCUCAUGCCAAGUUUUACACGGGGAGAUUGUGAGGGUCUAAGUGAAGCUGUGGUGAGGGACAGGCUCAGACAGGUCUUGAGCAGAGCCAAACCAUCAGUAACUCUGAGCAGCCGGCCUACAGAGUCUGCAGAAGUCAAGGAAGUAAGGAACAAGACCUCACAAGUGACCUCACCCCCCAAGCCCCCACGAGCUCAUGAAUGGAAACUAUUGGUGAAGAACAUCCGGGUCACAUGCAAACACGAGGAUGGUGCUGCAGGCGGUGUGAAUCCCCAGUGUAUCCUCCAGUUGGACGAUCCUCCUCAAAAGGUCACCAGUUCAGUCUUGACAAACACAUCAACCCCGACCUGGGACCAGCCCUUCAUAUUUGAGCUUAGCGGUCGAUCAAAGGAGCUGAACAUCCAGGUCAUGGAUAACGCCAAACCUCGGGAGAGUGGUUUGCUAGGGCAGGUAUCUGUGCCUUUUGAUCUGGUGAGGAAACACCCCAAAGGUCAACAGACCUUUUCACUCAUGACCAAAGAUCAAGUGACCGGCUCACUAACUACUGAGUUCACAUACCUUGAGCCCAGCGAGGUGCGUAGCUGGCAGAUGCCAAUGCCAGCCCCUACUAAGAGAGUAGAAAUGGACCGCACUGUGAUGCCCUGUGGCACUGUCGUCACCACUGUCACUGCUGUCAGGAGCAAACCAGGACGACCCUUACCACCUGAAUCUAAAUCUCCCUCUAAAAAUAAGCUGGCUGAGAGAAGGGUGUCUGAGCAGCCAUCGAUACUUGGAGCCAAAGUUAGCAAAGCCCUCUCAUCAUCAGAUACAGAGUUAUUGAUGCUAAAUGGGACCGACCCUGUAGCUGAGGCAGCUAUCAGACAGCUUCACGAGUCUGCAAAACAGAAGCUCAAAUCUCCCGUCAAAAAGAGUACCAUUAUCAUAUCAGGAGUGACCAAGGCCCCUCUGUCACAGGAUGAUGAGAUGGCUCUAAUGGCAGGAUAUGCAGCUGCAAUGGACGCUUCCAUGUCUGGAGCUUCAGAGGGCACUAACAGUGAAACACACCCUUUAGAAACUGUGGCGGAACCCAGCACUGUUGAACCUACAGAAUCCCUGGUGGGUCCAAAUGGCACAGACCACCAUGUGGAGGAUUGGGAGAGCCAGGCCGGAGAGGACCCCGAUGGAGACAAAACAUCUCUGUCCCUCUGUAUAUCUGAAACAGGCUCCAAAAAAGGAAAAGGCAGCUUCCUGCACAAGAGUGCCAAGCUUUUCUUCAGACGUCGACAUCAGCGGAAAGAACCAGGGAUGAGUCAGUCCCACAAUGACCUGCAGUACUUGGAAAAUCCUGAGGUGGCCUUGAUGGGCGACAGAGAAAAGAGGACGGCCACCUUCAGACGCAUCAUCAACCGCAAGCUUCUGCCCAGGAGCAAGAGCAAAGCCAACGGCACAAUGAGGGAACUGCCUACGUGAACUUAAUGCUCGUCUUUAAAACCUUAAAGAAAGCAGAUGCAAGUCCAUGCCUACAAUUUCUUCUUGCUUGCCCAGCCAAUAUUCUCCUCGACCUAAACUAAUAGCUUACCUCAUAACUGUAACCUAUUCCUCUUCAUUCAUGCUUAUUCCAAUAACUUUUAUGCAAUGGCGUGAUCUCGAUUCCUGGCCGUGUCCACCAAUAACCCUGUGUUCCAACAGUUACUCUAGUCAAGAGAUGCCCAACAGCCAUAAACUCUUCUGAAAAUAUCUCUAGAAUUCCCAUUCUGGCUCCUUAACUUGGUUCUCCUGGAUCAACUGUAUGAACUCCAUCUCCUCAGUUUUAGCCUACGCAGAUGCAUCUCUCCAUCCAAGUUGAGAGACAGAGAUCAAUGUUAAAAAAUUUUUGUUCAGUCAAGCAAAACCUUUUAUCUUUGAACUAGUGUGUGUUUAUGCAAGAAAGUUUACAGAACUGAGUUGCUGUGCUAUCACUCAAAGACUCAGAAUUAGUCAUUUAACCUUAUGCAAACCGUGAUCGUCAUGCAAAAGAUACUCUGCAUUUGUGGCCUUUAACCAAAGUAGCAUAUGAGGACAACCCUCUCUUGCCAUCUACCUGAGCUUUUAACCCUCUGGAAACCCUCUGGUGACUUGAUGGUUUCUGGGAUGUAAGAGAAGAGGGAAUACAAUUGAUUUGAUUUGUGCUUUGUUUUUUUGUAUUCUUGGAACGGUUUCGAAAUGCAUUUAUAAUACAGUGAAUUCUGCAGGGUCUGGCAGAAAGAUUUUUUGAGAGGGGUUAGAAGAACUGAUCUAGAACUCUGCCUUGGUAUGAUUUGAAAAUGGGAGUUUUAACUUUGUCAAAGGGAGACAGGUUUGCUUAACUGCUUUAACAAUUUUUUGAUCAAACUUUGACUCUGGCCAUCCUUUAUUUCCCAAUAGUGGUAACAGUCGUCUUUGUGUGUUAGGCAAAAUAUUAUUUUGCAACUUAAUGUAAAGUUAACAUUUUCAGGCUUGGCACUGAUAUGUUCCCUUUAAAACAAAUAGUUUGGUUCUCUAUUUGCCUUUUAUUUUUAACAUAUCUAACCGAGAUGUCAUCAAAAGAGAUUAUUUGAUUUGUGUUUUAUUUGAAAUAUUUUCCCUUUUUAAGCAUUUUUUCAAUAUACUUUAUAAUUAUAUGCUAAACAUAAUUUUCCAUAACCACACCACACAUUUGGGGGGAAAGUGUGAAUUUUACCAAAGGAUCUUAACACUAAGCAAAGGCAUUUUCACACAGAGAAAGAACAGGCUCCAAGAGCACUGGCCUCUUAAAUUUAGCUGUUCAAUAUGUUCAUGAUUCAAGUUAAUUUCCAAGUUUGGUUAUUGUGUUUGGUGUUUUCUUUUAUUGUAAGAUCUGUUCUUGUAAGCCACCUGAAAUGCCAACUGCUUUGAAUUUUGCAUUUCAACCGAUGAGCCUGUGUCGAGAAUUGCAAUGGACUUGUAGCAUGGGAAAACCAGGAACUGAUUCCGCUUGACCUUUACUUGAACUCAAUGUGCAUAUGGUGAACAACCUAAUUGCCUGUCCAUACUGAAUGUUGCCAGAUAGAAACCUCAGCAGUCUUGCAGUCUUCACUUCAUAGUACUCCGUGUGUGAGUGUGAGUGUGUGAAUGUGAGUGUGAGAGAGAGAGAGAGAGUGUGCGUGUGAGAGAGUGUGUGUGUGUGUGCGCGUGCGUUUACAUUUUGUCCAUGUUUUUGUGUUUCCAUGCACAGCCUGAGUGUUCAUAACAAUUCACUGUGUUGCAUUUCAUAGUAUAUUGUUACAAAAUGAAACGGAGGUAUUUUCCAACAAAUUGGGAAAAGGCACAUGAAGACUUUAUUUUAUCCUGCUUUUUUGGCCAUCCAGAGGUGAUCAACUGAUUGAAUUAAAUCUAACAAGUCUAUUCUCUGUAUAUGCAUAUCACUAUAGUGUAACCACAUGAAUUGAAGAACUCUUUAGCUGGGCUUUCUAUUUGGGUUCUGGUGGCUUAUGUAUAUCCAGAUAUAUAUAACCAGAGGACCGUUAGUAAAUACCAAUGUGAAUGAUAAAUAUUGAAAACCUGUUUCUCACCCAAACAUUUUUACCUGCAAAAUUACGUGUAUGGACUGUACAGCGUUUUUGUUUUUGUUUUUUUUGUCUGCAUUGUACUUGUUAAAUAAUUAAAACCUUGGAGGCCUGUGUAUAAUGAAUGUCAACCUGUGAUAUGCAGGUAUUAUCUUGAUUAACAUAUCCUCUUUAUUGGUUUGAGCAAUAAAUAUUGACUGAACACGUA
Myxocyprinus asiaticus (Chinese sucker) is the source of this 5227-nucleotide messenger RNA. Its product is annotated as C2 domain-containing protein 2. Bases 938 to 2947 code for a protein of 669 amino acids. The transcript has 14 exons. The record is from RefSeq and is a predicted model, not a curated record. Lineage: Eukaryota; Metazoa; Chordata; Actinopteri; Cypriniformes; Catostomidae.